Erythranthe guttata (spotted monkey flower) is the source of this 576-nucleotide messenger RNA. Lineage: Eukaryota; Viridiplantae; Streptophyta; Magnoliopsida; Lamiales; Phrymaceae. The record is from RefSeq and is a predicted model, not a curated record.
AUGGCGAAACUUAGCGCCAGAUAUUUGGUUGCGCCAAUUCCUGAUUUCAGUAUCAUGAAUGCGCUUCAGAAAAUCGAUUUAUCCUGGAACAUGAUUAAUGGACAAAUUCCUUCAUUCCUGGGCACAUUUCCAGAUCUUCAUGAACUGAACUUGGAAUACAAUGGUUUCAGUGGACAAGUACCAAAUACACUGGCAUGCAACAAAAACUUGAACUUAAGAUUGACCGGUAACGGGAACUUGUACACAUCGGGUUCGUGCUCAAAUAAUAAUCCAUCUCCUCCACCAAAUACUAGACACAUUGGUAGCUCCUCCGAAAAUAAGAGUAAUGCGGGUGCAAUAGCCGGAGGCACAAUUGGCGCUCUCGCUUUUAUCGGUAUUUGUGUCGGUAUUUUCGCCAUUUAUCACCACAGAGCUAGAACAGCAGCUGCCAUUGCUGAAGCUGCUUCAACAGGGCCCGACAUCGCCAAAGGCAAUUCAUCCGUAGAGCAGGCGCCCAUGGAUACUCGUUCCAAAGGCAAUUCAUCCGUAGAGCAGACGCCCAUGGAUACUCGUUCCAAUAAGACGAACGCAAUAUAA